AUGAUGUAUUCAGAAGUAUAUAUAUACCUUCAAGGCUUCAACGCUCUCUCAAAUUUCUCUAAACUUCGUUUAAAACUAAUAAAAAUAUCAUUUAUAAUUUUUACAGAAAAAUACCUUCAAAAUGAUUUUCUCCUUAAAUUGUCUAUUUCUUCUAUCCGAUCUAUUCCAGUUAUUAUUAGUGAGGAAACUACCGUUGGUUAUAGUAGAAUCAAAUAUGAAGAUAUUACAGUUUCACACGUCAAGUUACUUUUUUUGUAUGGAAAAAAAAUUAGUUAUCCUCUUGACCAUCUGAAUCUUUGGAAGGUUGAUCCUGUUAGUGCUAACAAGUACGACAAGGAGCUUGAAAAAUUUUCUACCGAAGAUGACAUUAAAGAAAAACUUGGAGGAGAAUUGAUGAACCCUCAAUUUCCUCUUAGUAAAUAUUUCAAUAGGAAUAGUUUUAAAGAUAUGGAAAGCAAAUAUAGAUUAUAUCAUUUACAUUCAUCCAAGGAAAUUAUUGAGGUUAUUAAGAAGAAUGCAUUAAAGGGUUUACCUAGAUUGCCUGAUGUAUUAAGCAUGCCAUUACAACAACGUAACUUCGAAGAGGCAAUGUGUUAUGUAAAAGAGACAAUAUACAAUAAUAUUACGGGCCGAGAUGGAAAAUCGAACUACUGGUGUAUUGUCAGUGGAGGAGCCCCGGGGAUAGUCAGAAAAGACAUGCCUCAGUAUAUUCAGAAUAUUUACAAUCAUCGUAAUAUUCCUCAUGACAGAAGAAGAACUGACACACAUCUUGAAUACUUAUGUAUUGACUUCAGAAAUGGUCACAGACUCACUCAACAAGAUUAUGGCAUAGAUGCAUCAAUAAUUGUCGGCUUACAAAUUGCGCAUGCAUUUUUUAUUGAAAAAGAAUAUGGAAUGACGUUUCAAGAAUUCCGCAUCGCACUUGAACAAUAUAGGGACAGCUUUAAUAAUUUUCAUUUUAAUGUUGUUAUCGGAGAAAUUCGCAAAUCCCUAAAUCUGUCCGAUAAACACUUAUUUUUCCUAUAUCUUCAUAUUGAUGAAUUUCAACUUAUUGAUUCAUGGGAUAAAGAAGAUAAGUCGAAUCCACCAACAAAACUCUUCUAUAAUAUGAUCCAUAAUAUUGCGGAAUUUAUGCUUAAUUCCGCUUUACCCACCUUUGUCCAACCAUUCCUUUCAGGAACCGCUCCACUGGCUGUCAUUAAAAUAAAAGAAGCUCCAAGAAUUUCAUUCCGGUUUGUUGAUUGUCCAUUAUUGAACGAUAAAUCCAUUAUUCGGAUUAUGGAUCAUUUUGCAGAAAAAUUCAAUGCAGGAAUUGCAAACUAUGCAUAUAAGUGGAAAUAUUGUCGCCAAAUGCUUCAGCUUCUGAGGGAUACCGGUGGGUUGCCACGCGCACUUCAACGACUCUUUAUCGUCUGCUUUGGAGCAGAUGGUAAACAGGGGAGAAAAUUCUUCGAGAAACUUGAAAGUAAAGAACUUGACUUUGUGGACUAUUUCAUCAAAGUCAAGAACAGUCUCGAUAAACAGUAUGGCAUAAAAGACUAUGUUAAAAGCAACGGAAAAGUUGCUAUGAAGCUCAUGUAUUAUUGCAUUGAAGGUAUUGCCAUUGCCUCUGAUGAAUGUUUGGAUGAUAAUAAUCCAGAUCUUACAAUUAGAAGCCUAGAACGUGAUAAACAUAUUAUUCUCUCCCCUGCUGAACAAUCUGCCGGAUACAAUUUUUUCCUUAUUAAUAUGCCCUUCUAUUUUAUCUGUUUAUAUAAUGACGUUCUGUGUAUUGUUAAACCUACAUUUGUAAGAAAGUUCUAUGAUGAGCGCAUGUAUUGGGAAGAAUGGGAGGUGUUUGUGGCAUACCAUGAAGCAUUUCGUACUAAUCUGGCGAUAAGAAUGGGAAAGACUACAAUGACUUUACGAGAAUUAUAUCCCAAUGCUGAUAAGUCGGAUGUUUACUUUGAUAUGAGCGUAAAAUUGAAACCCCUUUGUGUAUGUGAAGCAAAUGAACAAUUUCCGCUUACUAAUCCAUUAACAGAAAAACCUGAUGGUAAAAUAAUCGACUGGCAGAGUGGUGGUGUAGUAUGCAAAUGGGAUUACGGUUCAAAAAAGAUGCCCGAAAGUAAAGUUGAAGAAGAUGAUAAGAAAAAUCUAAAGAAUUUUUUUUAUGAUGGUAAUGAUUAUAUGCCUAUUACAAUUAUUUUUACUUCGCAAUCAUAUAUUAAGAAAAAGCAAGAAUCAGGUGUUUUGGUAGUUUCAAAAGAAGAUUUUAAAAAACACUUUGGACCCAUUUUUUCCUCUCGGGCAUCAUUUGCCUUUACCGGAGAUACAAAUCCCAACUUCUGGGAAAAAAAUAGGUUGGAAAAUGUUCUUGACGGUAUUUGCGAUGCCUCGAUUGAACAAUUAAUAAACCAAAAUUCAAUAUUAUUAAACGCUGAAAACAUUGAAUCAAACAAACAAUCUAAUAUUUUUCACAUCAAAAAUUUUUUGCAGGCACAUGAAACUGUUCAAAGUGAAGAAAUAAAUGAAUAUAAUUCAAGUAGUGAUGAUGAAAUUGACGAUGAUAAUGAGCAAAAUUUAAAAAAUGAAUCUGAAUUAUAUGAAAAUGAAAUAUACAUUAUAGACGAAAUGUCAACUUCACUUUCACCAUGUGCUAUUGUUGACAUAAUUGAUGGAAAAUUACAAAUAUGCAGUAAUGAUAGUUAA
Molecule: messenger RNA, 2691 nt
Organism: Rhizophagus irregularis DAOM 181602=DAOM 197198
Lineage: Eukaryota; Fungi; Glomeromycota; Glomeromycetes; Glomerales; Glomeraceae
Source: RefSeq, a predicted model, not a curated record